Messenger RNA from Diversispora eburnea, 207 nucleotides. Lineage: Eukaryota; Fungi; Glomeromycota; Glomeromycetes; Diversisporales; Diversisporaceae. The record is from the annotation of a GenBank genome assembly.
AUGGUUGGAAGUCUCCUUGGUCGAUUCUCAUUUAUUCGCUCUCGUAUUCCGGAUACAUUUCAUCGGAAUGUUCUUGGUGGAUGUUUAUUUAUAGUAUUUAAGGAUAUUGUAAAUCUAACAUAUAAAUAUCAAAGAGCAAGGCAUCGACGUUCGAGACAUGUUAAAAAUUAUGUAGAAUUUGCGAAUGAGGAAACUUUUGUUCUUUAA